Liolophura sinensis is the source of this 813-nucleotide messenger RNA. RefSeq lists its product as uncharacterized. The record is from RefSeq and is a predicted model, not a curated record. The transcript has 6 exons. NCBI's taxonomy places the organism in Eukaryota, Metazoa, Mollusca, Polyplacophora, Chitonida, Chitonidae. The coding region runs from base 88 to 756 and encodes 222 amino acids.
CAUAUCUAACUGGUAUAUAACUCUGACAUAAGGCGAAGAUAACUAUCACUAGUUCUGCUGAUCAUCUUCCAGUCUGUUCCAGGAAUCAUGAAGAUCUUUGCCCUUCUCACCGUGUUCGCUCUCCUCGGGGGGUCCCAGGCUUUCCUAAAAGAGGUCGCGGACCUUUUCCACAACCUGGGCACUGAGUUGGGUGCGGUCGGCAAGGACCUUCUGCAUGUGGCUGAACCAGUUGCCAAUUCUCUCCUCCAAACGUUAGAGAAGGCAGGCACACAACUGCUCACUACAGCGGCUUCUGAUCUGUUGACGCAUCUUGGGGGUGCUGCCGGCAAAAGAGACCUCGGUGAAGUCGUUGACAAAAUUGGCAAAUUCGUCACCAACGCCGAGCAGUAUCUUAAAGACACGGGAUCCACCCUGGAGACCGUCUACAAACACACCUUGGAGGCAAUUCAGCAGGAGAUUGAUCAUGUGGUCAAUGACGUCAAACCCGUUUCCGGUCUGAUCGACGAGGUCAAGAAAAUCGUCGAGGGACACAACAACUUCCUGGACGUUUUGGGCGAAAGGGUCCUUGGCGAGGGGGUGGAUUUGUUCAACGAGAUUAUCCACCACGGCGAGAGCAAGAGAGGCCUGGCUGAGACCGCCCACACUUUCGGCCAGGGCCUGCAAAACCUUAUCCAGCAGGUGGCUGCUCCACUCAAAACUGCUCUCUCUGGCAUCGUAACAGAUCUCGAGAGCAAGGUUCUCAGCCUUUUGGGAUAAGAUGUAAGUAUAUAUAAUGUAUUUUAACAAAUACUCUCCGGAAGUACGUGGGAAGGU